Messenger RNA from Rhagoletis zephyria (snowberry fruit fly), 924 nucleotides. The record is from RefSeq and is a predicted model, not a curated record. Lineage: Eukaryota; Metazoa; Arthropoda; Insecta; Diptera; Tephritidae.
GUGUAUUGUGCCAUCAAUCAUAAACGUCCAGACCGAAACAUUGCCGUCAAAAUAAUCGACCUGUCUUCGUUGAAUGAAAAAUAUCUUCACAAGUUCUUACCCAGAGAGCUUCAGAGUCUCAAAGAAGUACAACAUGAAUAUGUCAUAAAGAUAUACGACAUAUUUCGCAUGAUGAACCGCAUCUUCAUUUUUAUGGAAAAAGCAACAAAAGGGGAUCUUACGAAGUAUUUACGCAAACUUCAUAAACCGAUGGAAGAGCCAAAGGCUUGUAAAUGGUUCUAUCAAAUGUGCUGCGUACUGGCUUACAUGCACGAUUUUUUGCACAUUGCUCACCGAGAUAUAAAGAUUGAUAAUAUUCUCAUUACGGAAGAAGGAAAUAUUAAACUCACUGACCUGGGGUUUUCACGGCACGUGCUUCACGGAGACGACAAUGAGCCGGAAAAGUGCAGCACUUGGUGUGGUACUCGGCCAUAUUUAUCUCCGCAAAUCAUUAGCAAGACACCUUACAAUGCCUUCAAAGCAGAUAUAUGGUCACUCGGUGUGGUGCUGUUCACCAUGCUAAACAACAAGUACAUUUUUCACUACGAAGAUCGCAANAGUCCGCAAAUCAUUAGCAAGACACCUUACAAUGCCUUCAAAGCAGAUAUAUGGUCACUCGGUGUGGUGCUGUUCACCAUGCUAAACAACAAGUACAUUUUUCACUACGAAGAUCGCAAAGUAAUGUACAGAGAGCAUCAGGAUAAACUGUUCAUUGCCGGCAGAUUUGGCAGUCACCUGUCAGAAGAAGCAAAAAAUUUGAUGAUGGCGAUGUUUGAAUUUGAUGAGGCAGCGCGAAUAGAUGUCGCCAAGAUAUUUGAACACAACUGGGUCGUGCUCAACUUUGACAACAGCUUGGUCAUUGAGGUCCCACCUCCAGCAGAAUAG